Knipowitschia caucasica is the source of this 210-nucleotide messenger RNA. The record is from the annotation of a GenBank genome assembly. Lineage: Eukaryota; Metazoa; Chordata; Actinopteri; Gobiiformes; Gobiidae.
AUGACGGGACAUGCGGCGUCUCAACAUGGUCCAGGGAACUUCACAUUGGUGGGCACAGACUCGGGCACAGACUCGGGCACAGACUCGGGCACAGACUCGGGCACAGACUCGGGCACAGACUCGGGCACAGCACUGGGACAGGGCACUCUGGCUGGGGCUCAGAAUCUCACAGAGAGGGCAGACAGAGGGAACACGGCAGUACUCUCUUGA